UCCCGCUCUGUUCCUCUGCUACUGCAACUGUAACUACAGCCCCUCCCCCCUCUGCCCAGCGCAAAGCACAAGGCUCGCGUGCGGAGUGAAGCGGAAAAAAAGUGCGAGAGAGAGGGUGAGAGAAAGAGAAAAAACACGGCUCCCGUCGUUCACGUCAAAGAUCCGGCUCUAAGAGCCAUUUUGUUCGCGACGACACAUCACUAUUCUGAAGCAGUGUGUUGAUCUUUUUGACACACGCACCGGAGCGUCAGCUUCAAGCGGACCAUCACUACCUCUCACGUCUAAAGGUAAGUGCCAAGCUGAUCAGCAGGAGGAGAAGAGUCUGACGGAGCAGCAGAGGAACAUUUACAGCUACUUGGACUCAGUUCAGCCACUACAGAGAAAACAAUGAGCUCAACACAGAAGGACCAACAUGGACCGAGAGGUCAGCGCUCUCAGGAGGCCCACAAACCUCACAGAAGAAAGAGAGAGAAAACAUACAGCUGUGACGAGUGUGGGAAGGAUUUUUCCAGGAAGGAUUCCCUAAAACGACACCAACUCAUCCACAGUGGAGUUAAAGCGUUCAGCUGUGACGAGUGUGGCAGAGCUUUUACUCAAAGUAGCAGCUUAAAGAAUCAUUUACUUACCCACUCUGGAAUUAAGGCAUACAGCUGUGACGAGUGUGGGAAGGAGUUUACUUUGAAGGCUAAACUAAAACAUCAUCAGGUCAUCCACACUGGAGAGAGACCGUUCAGCUGUGACUUGUGUGGAAAGUCUUUUUCCUUGAAGAUUUCCCUAAAAGAACACCAACUCAUCCACAGUGGAGUUAAAGCGUACAGCUGUGAUCAGUGUGGCAGAGCUUUUACUCACAGUAGCAGCUUAAAGAAUCAUUUACUUACCCACUCUGGAAUUAAGGCAUACAGCUGUGACAUCUGUGGAAAAACUUUCAGCCAGAGAGGGCACCGAAAUACACACCUACGCAUUCACACCAGACAUGAUGUGUACUGCUGUGAACAAUGCAGCAAAGAGUUUAUAACAGACGGAAGGUUACAACAACACAUGUUUACCCACACUGAGGGACGACCUUAUAAAUGUGACCUGUGUGAGAAGACUUUUAAAUCUCCACAUUACCUGAGACGACACCAACAGAUCCACACCAGAAAGAGACUCUACAAGUGCAGUUACUGUGAGAAGCAGAGCGACACAGAUGGAUCCAGUUCUCAACCCUGUCAUAACUGUGGUGGUGGGAAAGACUUUCAUUGUGACAUCUGUGGAAAAACUUUCAGUUGGCAAGUUACCCUAAAAAUACAUCAACGUAAACACACUGGAGACAAACUGAAAUACUGCAAAGAAUGUGGGAGAAGCUUCACCACAUCACGUGACUUAAAACUACAUGAACUGAUUCACAGUGGGGUUAAAAAGCACCUCUGUGAUCAGUGUGGGUCAUCCUUCACCACUGCAGGUCAGCUUAAAAUGCACAAACGAGUCCACACAGGAGAGAAACCACACAAGUGCAGACACUGUGACAAAAGCUUCUCACAAUCAGGUCAUCGUAACAGGCAUGAACCACACAAGGCUUCAUCGGGGAGUUCACUCAUGAUUGGACCAUGA
Molecule: messenger RNA, 1590 nt
Organism: Oreochromis niloticus (Nile tilapia)
Lineage: Eukaryota; Metazoa; Chordata; Actinopteri; Cichliformes; Cichlidae
Product: zinc finger protein 708-like
Exons: 5
Coding region: 388-1590 (400 amino acids)
Biological process (GO): regulation of transcription by RNA polymerase II
Cellular component (GO): nucleus
Molecular function (GO): RNA polymerase II cis-regulatory region sequence-specific DNA binding; DNA-binding transcription activator activity, RNA polymerase II-specific
Source: RefSeq, a predicted model, not a curated record